CUGAUGGACACGAAGUGGGUGACCUCUGAGUUGGCAUGGACAACUCAUCCGGAGACGGGUCUCACCCCCCAAUGGGAAGAAGUCAGCGGUUACGACGAGGCCAUGAACCCCAUCCGCACGUACCAGGUGUGCAACGUGCGGGAGGCCAACCAGAACAACUGGCUUCGCACCAAGUUCAUCCAGCGUCAGGACGUCCAGCGCGUCUACGUGGAGCUGAAGUUUACUGUGCGGGACUGCAACAGCAUCCCCAACAUCCCCGGCUCCUGCAAAGAGACCUUCAACCUCUUCUAUUAUGAGUCGGAUACGGAUUCUGCCUCUGCAAACAGCCCUUUCUGGAUGGAGAACCCCUAUAUCAAAGUGGAUACAAUUGCCCCGGACGAGAGCUUCUCCAAGCUGGAGUCUGGCCGCGUGAACACCAAGGUGCGCAGCUUUGGCCCUCUCUCCAAGAAUGGCUUUUACCUGGCCUUCCAGGACCUGGGAGCCUGCAUGUCCCUCAUCUCCGUCCGGGCUUUCUACAAGAAAUGCUCCAACACUAUUGCUGGCUUUGCUAUCUUCCCGGAGACUUUAACGGGGGCUGAGCCCACCUCUCUGGUCAUCGCGCCGGGCACCUGCAUCCCCAAUGCGGUGGAGGUGUCUGUACCCCUGAAGCUGUACUGCAACGGCGACGGCGAGUGGAUGGUACCCGUGGGAGCCUGUACGUGUGCCGCUGGAUAUGAGCCAACCAUGAAGGAUACCCAGUGCCAAGCGUGUGGCCCAGGAACCUUCAAAUCUAAGCAGGGGGAAGGUCCCUGCUCUCCCUGCCCUCACAACAGCCGGACCACCUCCGGAGCAGCAAUGGUCUGCACGUGUCGAAAUGGCUUUUUCCGGGCGGACACGGACCCCGCAGACAGCGCCUGCACCAGCGUCCCCUCUGCCCCCCGCAGCGUCAUCUCCAACGUGAACGAGACAUCACUGGUGCUGGAGUGGAGCGAGCGGGACGACCUGCUCUACAACGUCAUCUGCAAGAAGUGCAGCGUGGAGCGGCGCCUGUGCACCCGCUGCGACGACAACGUGGAGUUCGUGCCGCGCCAGCUCGGCCUCACCGAGCGUCGCAUCUACAUCAGCAACCUGAUGGCCCACACCCAGUACACCUUCGAGAUCCAGGCGGUGAAUGGCAUCUCUAACAAGAGCCCUUACCCUCCCCAUUUCGCCUCUGUCAACAUCACCACCAACCAGGCAGCCCCGUCUGCCGUGCCUACGAUGCACCUGCACAGCAGCACCGGGAACAGCAUGACGCUGUCGUGGACUCCCCCAGAGAGACCCAACGGCAUCAUUCUUGACUAUGAGAUCAAGUACUCGGAGAAGAGCGAUGGCAUCGCCAACACAGUCACCAGCCAGAAAAACUCAGUACGGCUGGACGGGCUGAAGGCCAAUGCUCGGUACAUGGUGCAGGUCCGGGCGCGGACAGUGGCUGGAUAUGGCCGCUACAGCCUCCCCACGGAGUUUCAGACAACUGCGGAGGACGGCUCCACCAGCAAGACUUUCCAGGAGCUGCCUCUGAUCGUGGGUUCGGCCACUGCGGGGCUGCUAUUCGUCAUCGUUGUGGUUAUCAUCGCUAUCGUCUGCUUCAGGAAGCAACGCAACAACACAGACCCUGAGUACACCGAGAAGCUGCAGCAAUAUGUCACCCCUGGGAUGAAGGUCUAUAUUGACCCUUUCACCUAUGAGGACCCUAAUGAAGCCGUCCGGGAAUUCGCCAAAGAGAUUGACAUUUCCUGCGUCAAAAUCGAGGAGGUCAUUGGAGCAGGGGAAUUCGGCGAGGUGUGCCGCGGGCGCCUGAAGCUGCCCGGCCGCCGCGAGAUCUUUGUGGCCAUCAAGACCAUCAUGGGCCAGUUCGACCACCCCAACAUUAUCCACCUGGAGGGUGUGGUGACUAAGAGCCGCCCCGUCAUGAUCAUCACGGAGUUCAUGGAGAACUGCGCACUCGACUCCUUCCUCCGGCUGAACGAUGGGCAGUUCACGGUCAUCCAGCUGGUGGGGAUGCUGCGAGGCAUCGCCGCUGGCAUGAAGUACCUUUCGGAGAUGAACUACGUGCACCGGGAUCUGGCUGCCCGCAACAUCCUGGUCAACAGCAACUUGGUCUGCAAAGUGUCUGACUUUGGGCUCUCUCGCUUUCUGGAGGAUGACCCGGCCGACCCCACCUAUACCAGCUCCCUGGGGGGCAAGAUCCCGAUCAGAUGGACAGCUCCUGAGGCCAUUGCCUACCGCAAAUUCACUUCAGCCAGUGACGUGUGGAGCUACGGCAUCGUCAUGUGGGAAGUGAUGUCCUAUGGGGAGCGACCCUACUGGGACAUGUCCAACCAGGAUGUGAUCAACGCAGUGGAGCAGGAUUACCGCCUGCCACCCCCCAUGGACUGCCCCACGGCGCUGCACCAGCUGAUGCUGGACUGCUGGGUACGGGACCGCAACCUGCGGCCCAAGUUUGCACAGAUCGUCAACACGCUGGACAAGCUCAUCCGGAAUGCUGCCAGCCUGAAAGUCAUCGCCAGCGUCCAGUCUGGCAUCUCCCAGCCGCUCCUGGACCGCACCGUCCCGGAUUACACCACCUUCACCACCGUGGGAGACUGGCUGGACGCCAUCAAAAUGGGACGGUACAAGGAGAACUUUGUCAAUGCCGGCUUUGCCUCCUUCGACCUGGUGGCGCAGAUGACUGCAGAAGACCUGCUGAGGAUAGGGGUGACGCUAGCAGGGCACCAGAAGAAGAUCCUGAGCAGCAUUCAGGACAUGAGGCUGCAGAUGAACCAGACGCUCCCGGUGCAGGUUUGACCGCAGGGGACUCUGCAUUGGAACGGACUGAGGGAACCUGCCAACCAGGUUCAGUUUGCGGUGCAGCCCGGCUUCCCGUUUCCCCCUUCACACGGCGCUCCUCUGCCUCGGACGGUCGCCUGGGACGGGACGGGAUGGGCCGCCCUUCCCUGGAUCGGAGGCACUCGUGCCGAGAGGGAGCCCAGCUUUUCGUCCCGUGUCCUGGAGCGGCGAGGCAGCAACGCAUCUUCAUAUUGAAGAUAGAUUAUGGGACAGAGAUGGCACAUCCCGCUUCCCGCCCUGUCUCGGUGCUCAUC
This is a messenger RNA of Fulmarus glacialis (Northern fulmar), 3101 nucleotides long. RefSeq names its product EPH receptor B3 (gene EPHB3). Gene Ontology annotation, molecular function: transmembrane-ephrin receptor activity; protein binding; ATP binding. The record is from RefSeq and is a predicted model, not a curated record. The coding region runs from base 4 to 2805 and encodes 933 amino acids. Gene Ontology annotation, biological process: cell surface receptor protein tyrosine kinase signaling pathway; protein phosphorylation; axon guidance. NCBI's taxonomy places the organism in Eukaryota, Metazoa, Chordata, Aves, Procellariiformes, Procellariidae. The transcript is spliced from 16 exons. Gene Ontology annotation, cellular component: plasma membrane; neuron projection.